Messenger RNA from Anthonomus grandis grandis, 1530 nucleotides. RefSeq names its product cysteine desulfurase, mitochondrial (gene Nfs1). Gene Ontology annotation, biological process: [2Fe-2S] cluster assembly. The record is from RefSeq and is a predicted model, not a curated record. The coding region runs from base 48 to 1388 and encodes 446 amino acids. Lineage: Eukaryota; Metazoa; Arthropoda; Insecta; Coleoptera; Curculionidae. Gene Ontology annotation, cellular component: nucleus; cytosol; mitochondrion. The transcript is spliced from 7 exons. Gene Ontology annotation, molecular function: pyridoxal phosphate binding; cysteine desulfurase activity.
CCUCAAAGUUUUUUUCAAUAAAAAAAACCGCAAUAAGUUUAAUCACGAUGUUAAAUAUUACAAAAUCUCUUUAUAUUAGGCCAUUGGCUAAUUAUGUACGCAAAAAUCUAGUAGUGACAACAAACACUCAAAGAACUAUGUGCACUAAAAACAAAUUUCAAAUUAAAAAUGACUUUGAGGGCAGACCUUUGUAUUUGGAUGCACAAGCGACUUGUCCCUUGGACCCUCGUGUCUUAGACGAAAUGAUGCCCUAUUUAACUUCUUAUUAUGGUAAUCCACAUUCCCGAACUCAUGCUUAUGGAUGGGAAUCGGAGGCUGCAGUAGAAAAGGCCAGAGAACAGGUGGCCAACUUGAUAGGAGCAGAUCCGAAAGAAGUAAUUUUUACUUCAGGAGCAACAGAAAGUAAUAAUAUAGCAGUAAAAGGGGUGGCAAGGUUUUAUGCCUCUAAAAAGAAGCACAUUAUUACCACCCAGACCGAACAUAAAUGUGUUUUGGACUCUUGCAGAGCUUUAGAGGCAGAGGGAUUCACAAUUACUUACUUGCCUGUACAGUCAAAUGGCAUAAUAUCGAUGGAAGAACUAGAAAAAAGCAUAACUCCCGAAACAUCUUUAGUUUCUAUAAUGACUGUAAAUAAUGAAAUAGGAGUAAAACAACCAGUAGCAGAAAUCGGAAAACUUUGCAAAGCCAAAAAAGUCUUUUUCCACACAGAUGCCGCUCAAGCUAUAGGAAAAAUACCGAUAAGUGUUAAUGAUAUGAAUAUUGAUCUAAUGUCGAUCAGUGGACACAAAGUUUACGGUCCUAAAGGUGUUGGUGCUAUUUAUGUAAGGAGAAGACCCAGGGUGAGAGUAGAAGCUUUACAAAGUGGGGGAGGACAAGAACGAGGUAUUCGAAGCGGUACAGUUCCUACACCUUUAGUAGUAGGGCUCGGCCGUGCAUGUGAAGUAGCCCAAGAAGAAAUGGCAUAUGACCAUGAUCGAAUUGUAAAAUUAAGUAACAGACUCCUAGACACCAUAUACGGCGAACUAACUCACGUCAUAAGAAAUGGGGAUCCGGUACAAUCAUAUCCAGGUUGUAUUAAUCUUUCAUUUGCCUAUGUGGAAGGAGAAUCUCUUUUGAUGGCUUUAAAAGAUAUAGCGCUCUCCAGUGGUUCGGCCUGUACAUCUGCAUCUCUUGAACCAUCUUAUGUUCUUAGAGCAAUUGGAACUGAUGAGGAUCUCGCUCAUAGCUCAAUUAGGUUCGGUAUUGGUCGCUUUACAACUGAAAAAGAAGUAGAUUACACCGCAAGAAAAUGUAUAGACCAUGUAACAAGAUUGAGAGAAAUGAGUCCUUUAUGGGAAAUGGUGCAGGAAGGUGUCGAUCUAAAGACUAUUCAGUGGUCUCAACAUUAAACAUACUUUGGACUUUUUAACUGCUUGUGAUAAAAAGUUAUUUUGUUAAAUUGUAAUAUUGAUUUUAAGAUGUAAAUGUACAUAAAGAAAAACGUAAUUAUGUUAUAGAUAAUUCAAUAAAUAUUCAAGAGUUCAUGAAUUA